AUGGCAACGAACCAACCAACCGAGGAUGCCAUAAUCAUUGGCAUCGAUUUUGGGACGACAUACUCGGGUGUCGCCUGGGCAUACUCACGGGAGCCAAACGACAUUGCGAUCGUGACAAGCUGGGAGGCCGAGCUAAACCACUGCUCAGAUAAAGAGAAAGCACCAACUCAGCUGUUGUACCACAGCAAUAAUGAUGCCACCUGGGGAUACUCCAUCCCUGCCGACGAGGACGCCUUGAAGUGGUUCAAGCUGCUGUUGCUCAAGAGAGGCGACAUUCCAGCCGAUGUCGCGACAUCUGAACAGCUCUCCAACACUCGUCGUCUGCAGGAAGCGACAGGCAAGCAGCCCGUCGAAAUCAUUGCUUGCUUUCUCAGGAAGCUAUGGAACCAUGGCAUCGAGUCCAUCAAGCGCAGCAUCGGCGCUGAGCUGCUAAACAAGUCCAAGUUCCAUGUCAUCAUCACCUUGCCAGCCAUCUGGCCCCCAUACGCUCAGAGACACAUGAAGAAAGCUGCAGGCCUCUCUGGCAUCCUUGAUGCCCGAUCUUGCGGCGCCACCACGAUUCGUUUCGUUUCAGAGCCCGAAGCAGCGGCUUUGACUACGAUCCAGGACCUUUCAAAGAGGUCAACCAUCAAGCCAGAUGAUACCAUCAUUGUCUGCGAUGCUGGAGGCGGAACAGUCGACCUCGUCAGCUACAAGAUCCAAUCGACAGAGCCAUUCGUCGUCAAGGAGUGUGUCAAAGGAGAUGGAAAGAGCCCUGUCCCAAGAGGAGCUUGGGAUCAAGUCAGCAAAGCAGCGGAAAAGAGAUUCCUCAACGACGGGUGGGAGCACGGCAUCAAGCCGCAGUUUGCGAACCAGCAAAGAACUUGGCUGGUCGAUCUGCCCGACGCCUGCAAUGACGCUCCCCGGAAGCUCAAACGCCGCCGUGCAUUUGAGCUCACCUCGGGCGAGAUCCUGUCCGUAUUUUCUCCCAUUGUCGACAAGAUUGUCUCAUUGGUGCGCCGUCAGUAUGAUGCCAUUGAAAGAAAGUACUCUCAGCACCCAAAGCACAUCAUUCUCGUCGGCGGUUUUGGUCGUUGCCGAUAUCUUUUUGACCGGCUGCAGACCGAGUUUGACUCGUCAGUCCUACAGGCUCAGGGCAGCAAACCGUGGACCGCUAUCUGCCGUGGCGCUGUCGUUCACGAGCUUUCCAAGCAGAACCUUUCUGUAGACAUUGGUGUGAGGGUAGAGGCAAGGAUUGCCCGCAUGAGUUACGGUGUCACCAACAGCUCGCCCUUCGAUGAUUUCAAGCAUCUACAGACUGACAAGUACUGGUGUGAGAUGGAACAGAGGUAUAAGGCGCACAACCAAAUGACGUGGUUCUUGAAAGAGGGAGAUGACAUUACCAACAAACGUCCAGUCCGACAUUCUUUUUACCAGCUCUACUCAGGGCCCGUGGGGUCUGUCAAGAAUGACAUACACUGUUCCGCGUCCUACCCAGUUCCCUCGAGAAAUGACCACACCGUUGAACGGCUGUGCACAAUCAGAUGGAACAAGCAUGUGAGCCUCGGGUCGCUCCCACUGUAUACCAACCCCAUCGGAAACGUCUACCACGAGCUGAGUUAUACCGUCGAGAUGACAUGCGAAGAUGGGACUGUCGACUUUGCAGUCUACCACGAUGGGCAGCGGGUUGGGGCACAAAACGUCGAGGUUGAGUUUGACUGA
Molecule: messenger RNA, 1701 nt
Organism: Fusarium keratoplasticum
Lineage: Eukaryota; Fungi; Ascomycota; Sordariomycetes; Hypocreales; Nectriaceae
Exons: 10
Coding region: 1-1701 (566 amino acids)
Source: RefSeq, a predicted model, not a curated record